Messenger RNA from Spodoptera litura, 2468 nucleotides. Its product is annotated as paired box protein Pax-6. Gene Ontology annotation, molecular function: RNA polymerase II cis-regulatory region sequence-specific DNA binding; DNA-binding transcription factor activity, RNA polymerase II-specific. The record is from RefSeq and is a predicted model, not a curated record. Lineage: Eukaryota; Metazoa; Arthropoda; Insecta; Lepidoptera; Noctuidae. Gene Ontology annotation, biological process: regulation of transcription by RNA polymerase II; anatomical structure development.
UGAGCUUCAAGCGAGCGCGUGCGAGCCGGGCCGCGUCCUAUAGGUGCUCAUACCUUAUCACUGAGUUCAUAGAGCCUAUCGAACUGUUGACUACCGUGGACUUUUGGAAGUGAAGUAUUUGUUGGUGCCGCAUGCUAGCGUUGCAGGAAGCUCGUGACCUGAAGGUGGCUCGACCAUGUUGAUAUCGGCGGGCAGUGGCCCCACGCCCGAGUUCUCCCCUAUCUCGUGCUGCGCCCCCUGGAAAAUGGAGCCAGCACCCCCAGCCCCUGCUGCCAUCGCACAGUCGCUCAACAUAUCACCUAACGUACCUGUAUCUCCAUCAUCGUCUGGCGGCGGAGCUGGCGGUGGGUCUGGCACUCCUCUGUACCCUGGCGCGGCCUCCCACCCUCUCUCCUCCCUGCUGUCACAACAGAGGCUACUGGAGCUCUCCCGCUUCGGGCUCCGACACUACGACAUCGCGCACCAUGUGCUGUCACAGCAAGGUGCUGUAACCAAGUUGCUUGGCACUCUUCGACCACCAGGUUUGAUCGGAGGCAGUAAGCCUAAAGUAGCGACUCCUGCCGUGGUCUCCAAGAUAGAACAGUACAAAAGAGAAAACCCCACCAUCUUUGCCUGGGAGAUUCGGGAAAGACUUAUUUCUGAAGGAGUCUGUACAAACGCUACUGCCCCCAGCGUAUCAUCAAUUAACAGGAUACUAAGGAACAGGGCUGCGGAACGAGCUGCUGCAGAGUUUGCGAGGGCUGCAGGCUAUGGGCUCUAUGCAGCUCCCCCUCCUUAUGGGGCAUUUCCUUGGGGAGGCGGUGGAGGAGUCUGGCCUCCUGGCUCACUACCCUUACCUCCUGGAGUACCGGGUCCACCAUCAGGAGUACCACACCCUGAUGUUAAUCAAGGAUUCCUAUCUUCGGGACGAGGAUUAAUAGAUGUAGAUGGUGACGACUCUGGCUCAUUAGACGGAGAACAACCGAAGUUCAGAAGAAACCGCACGACCUUCAGCCAAGACCAACUUGAAGAACUAGAGAAGGAAUUUGAAAAAUCUCAUUAUCCUUGCGUCUCUACACGAGAAAGACUAGCGUCUAAAACAUCAUUAUCAGAAGCACGAGUUCAGGUUUGGUUUUCCAACAGACGAGCCAAGUGGAGACGCCAUCAGCGCAUGAAUCUCCUGAAGCGCGGUGGCGGCUCGCCCCCGCACCGCCUCCCCCACUCCCCCUCCCGCUCCCGCUCCCGUUCUCGCUCCCUCUCUCCCACGCGCGUCUCUUAUCACACCCCGCAAAUGGGCGGAGAAAAUAGCGCAUUCAAAUCACUUUCGCACCAAGACACCAACGCCCUGAAGGCUUUUGCGCAUCAACAAUUUGAUGCGAACGCACUGAAAGCACUUUCACAGCAGACAGCGUUUGAUGGAAGCGCUUUUAAACCACACCCUGCGUUAGAGAAUAGCGCGUUUAAAUCACUAGUACCACAUUCAGCGGCUGCUGCAUUGUUAGCGGCGCAGUCGAUCCAGUUAGCUCGUGGAUACGAAUCACAUUCGGACUCGGACGAGGAGAUCAACGUGCACGACGAGAGUGACAACGAGGAGCGCACGACGAGGAGGUCGCGCUCGCCGAGCCCGUGCCGGCAGCGACCCACCUCCAGCGACCUACCACUACAACUCACUAAACACGAUCGUUGAUACAGUCAUUAUAAUUAAUUUAUUUACAUUUUACCUACAUAAAGUAUUACAAUUAUCAUUCCUAUCGAAUGUCCAUGUUCCGAAUAAUUAUGUAAAUUAAGAUUCUAGAGUGCUAAUACUCCAGUUAGUUUGUAAAUUAAUGUAAAUACCUAUGUAGAUAUUGGAGUUGUUAAUUAGUUUAAGGAAGACAUGAUUAAUUAUAACGAUGCACAAACUCCCUUUUAGUAGGUAAAUAGGCGAGUAGAUGGUGAUUUGUUGAACUGUUAUGUUGUGGGGUACACAAGGCAAAUAAUAAAUUCGAUUUCAAUGGAGGCAGUUAUGGUAAAGGUGUAUAGUUGUAAAUAAAGUUAGACAAUCGCGACUGAAGUUGGUCAGUGGACCUCUGGCGCAACACAUAUUUGUAAUAGACAAGGACUCUAACUGGUUUGUACUUAGAUAUUGUGAUACUUCGAGAGAGUAUACCAAAGUAUUAUUAAUCAAUGGUAAAAAGUGGAUUCAGGAGAAAAAAGUUCCUAACGUGAUUCAUAUCUACAGAGAAAUACAAAAUUUAGACAUAUUUACACAAAUUUUAGAUGAUUACAAACAUUUGAAAAGUAUUUGUUAGACACUGUAUAAGGUCACUAAAGUUUAUAAUUUCGGCACUAUUUAUAGAAUUCGUUAAUUGGGCGCUCUGCAUUCCAACGUCCCAAGUUGUACUUAAGUAGUUAUUUUUGUAAAUAUUGUUACAAUCAAUGAGCGUUGUAUACUAUUUAUUGCUUAGAAAAUUAAUAAUUAUUGUAAAAUAUAGGAGACAGUUUACAUA